UUAUGUAUUCUAUACUCCGAAGAAGCAUUAGCAGGGACUAUGCGGUUAUAUUAGCUUAGCUCUGUAACGAAGCUAAUGAGGGACUUCACGGUGCAUUUUUUAGUUUCGCUUUAGAGUAUAGAGUAAGUUCAAUAUGUAGACACGUGUUUUAUCGUUUAUAUGUUUAGAAGUGUCUAUAUUUGAUGUGUUGUGGGCUGCUCUGUGUCGUUUUUGCUGGCUGGCUAAGCUAAAUGCUAACAGAGAGUUGACAACUAUAAGCAUUUACGAUUCUUUGUCUAUGUCUCCAUUUUUCCUAUUAACAUCGAGCUGUUAUGGAAGUAAAGUGGUUAAAAUCAAACUAGGUUUUGCGUCUAUCAUAUUUAGCUUUGAAAUGUAUGACUGGUUUGGUACUAUUGCAUUCAUUUCAGUAAUGCUUCACUGUUCACAAGGUUUAUGCUCGAAAAAAGCUGUUUUUUUUUUUUUUUAAAAAGGACAGGAAUACUUAAAAUGAUGGUUUCCCUUUUAAGGAACCGAGAUAACAUUGGUGUGUGGUAUUUCCUUAAGUGUUUAUAUUGUAACGCCCACUUAUUUGGAGAGAGUACAGCAGGAUCAGGGCUUUGUUGUAGCCACUGGUGUAAACAGUGAUUUUACACGCACUUUAAUGGUAAAUGUCACGAUUGUAUAUGCUGACAUGUGACUGUUACAGCGAAGAGCGCACCUUUGACAAUAUCCCAUACACAAGGCAUUACUUUAGUGUUAAAAUCAUGCCACAGACUUUUUUCUUAGGGGUUGAUCAAUUCCCUUGGCAAGGCAUGUUGUUAGUCUGUUAAAGCCAGGAGUUUUUUAAACUGGGGGUCAUGGACCCCCAGGGUGCUACAGAAGAAUGUUGGGGGUCUAUAGAAAUGUUUACAUAAAAGUGUAAAUAAAUAAAUACUAUAAAAAUCAAUAGGCUUAUAAAAAAAAAUGAGCAAAUAAAUGACAAAUCAGUACAGUACUGUGAUGAAUAGAAAAAAUAAAAUUAAAAUGAUCAAAAAUUAGAUUAAAAUGUAAAUAAUAAAUAGAUUAAGAUAAAUGAGUAAAUAAAUGAAUAGUGAUGAAUAGGAUUAAGGUAAAGACGCAACUGAAUAAAAACUAAAUACUUAAUAAUGUUUUAGAGAUACCUUUAGUACACAUUUUUCACAUUAUGAAUAAAAUUUUUAUACAAAGAUAUUGAUGCCACCUCAGAAUUUUGGAUGGAUGUCCCUCGCACAAGGCUGAUCAUGUUAGUGGCAUUUAAAAGAUUGAAAACCACUGAUUUAGACUGCUGGACGUGUAGAGAAGUGCUGAAGUCAACAACAGGGGACUUUGAUCUACCUAAUCAGCAGUUGCUGAUUUCAACCGAUAAGGUCUGUAAAAGGUGCAGGUCUUUGAAUAGAUUUCUUCACUCCAUUAGGAAUUACAUCUCCAACAUGUCUGCUUCCAUAUCACAGUAUAAUAAUUAGUGUUCUUAAAGUAGUGAAAAGCUAUUGAGGCAAAAGUACAUGUAUAGACAGGUCAAAGCCUGUAGAUAUUAAUUAAUAUGAGGCAUGUUUGUCUGUGAUGGAUUAUGUCCCAUAUGCAGACAUUGCAGAUUGAAUCCUCAUGAGUAGGGUGAGUUAAUGUUCAUGCUUUAUUUUAAUUUAAUUUGAAUGAAUGAAUAAUUUUUUCUGCAAUCCACAUCUCAGUGUUCCACGAAACUGACUUGGACUUUAUCAUAGGAUGAUGUUUAAAUGCAAAUAGGCACAGCAUAUUACAAAUCAUGUUGUCAUGGAAGCAGCUAGAAUAAUAAAGUCAUAAAUAGUAACUAAAAUUGUAUUUUUCCACAUGCGCUGAGAAGACCAGGAUUGUGUGACAAGAAAGUAAAUUGAGUAAACAUUUGGAUUUCAUGUUGACUUAAUUAUAACUGAAUCAAACUGGGUUUCCCUGCUUUUCCAGAUGCUCCAAGAUCAGUAAGGUGUGGUUCAGUGCUCUUUGGAACCAGAAUUAAUAAAUGCAAAGCCUUUGCUCCUUUGGAGUUGUCAUUGGCCUGGUUAGAUUGUUUUACAGCUGUGUAACAAAUUAUUAAAUCUACAGCAGUUCUAUAAUAAAGCGUGAAAGUCCAAGGGAAUUUGUUGUUACUUGAUUAUUUAAAUCACAUUGAGUACUUUAUUUGUGAGCUAUUAUUUAUUAUUUGUUAUUUUAAAUAGCAUUUUAUCUUGUCACGUUGACAUUAUAAUGUUUUAAUUGAUCAGAUGAAAAAAAGAAAAUGAAUCCCACUGUGAUGUAAAGCAGUAAAACAUUAAUAUAGUCCAAGGGGUGAAUAUGUUUAAUAAUUACUAUAGUUUGUACACAUCCCUUACCAAAUGACUGCAAAGCAUUCCGUGCACUGCUGUGGUGGACUGUGGGAGAUAAUGUGAACCAUUCACUGAACAUAACCUGCCGUUUUAAUUUUUAGUCAUCAGAUAACCUGCAUUUGAAUGCAAGAGAAUUUGUCUUUGUGAACCAAUUUUGCACAAGGUCAGUCAACAUUUGGUCUGUGUUUGGCUCAAAUAUUUGACCCCCACUGACUCAUGCCGUUUCCCCUGUUUGCCAUCUGCACUUUUGCGUGACUCUGACUCAUUAUUUAUAUAGAAAAAGGGACCACCUUUAGUAAAGCUAUAUUUGUCUUAGCUAGUUUUAGUAAACAUUAAAUGAAGAGUUAAAUGAAUAAAAAUUCUGUCAUCGUUGCUCACCCUUGUGCCAUUCUUGAGCCGUAUAAUUUACACGUGGAACGGGUGAGAGGAGAUAUUGCUCAGAAUGUUCAUGCUGCACUGUUCAGAUUGUUUUCAAGCUUCAAAAACACAUUAAAAAAAAGUUUCUUGUCUAAAUCUAUAUGACAGUAUUGUCAUAGAGUUAUUCACUCUACUGCCACUCCCAAAUAUUAUUUAGAUUUGUCUAUAUUCACACUUCAUUUGUAAAAUCUGCACUAGGUUUAACAUUAGUGAUGUCAAAAUGCCAUUGGUUCCUUGCAUCUCGCAACCAUUCGCUAUGGGGCAAGAUGAGGUGAAGGUGCAUGUAAGAUUUGAAAUUGAUGGCUUUUAUCUUAAACGAUAACUUAAAUUGAGACCUUAGAUCAGUAAUUUGUUACAGAAUACAUAUCGUGGGAGAGAUUAGUAAAGUUUGAAAGUCCUUUGUCACUGUAUGCUUGUAUUGUAUAGUUAAGAGCAGCAUAAACAUUCUUUAAAAUAUCUCCUUAUGUGUUCCAUGAAAAAGUUGUUUUUUCGACAUAUAUUUGGUUGGAUAUCCCUUUAAUGCAGAAGGCAGCUAUGGAACUGAACUGAAUAUAGUAAAAACAGAAGUGGGUUUUUGUCAGUUGGCUGACGUGUUUUGACAGAAAGCUCAGGCCAGUAGAUUCUCAUUGAGGGAUAAUUUGUUGCAUCUGGAGGGCUGUUGGGUGGAGGCUGAAUUUUGGCGUCCGUUGCGUGUGUGUGUAUUUCUAAAGGUGGGACGUUGCAUCACUGGAGAGUCUGUUGAGGACACAAAAGCAGCGUUGUGCCCUGGUCAUGUGAUGCCUGUUCGGAAAGCUCCGACCAUGUGAUCCUGCCUUACAGAAUGCUGAGUCGAACUUACAAACGCUGCCUCACCCUUGAGAUGUGAGCAUGAUAGAGAAAAGGACUGAGAAGGGAAAGCUACAGAGCCUUUAAAGAAGAAAGACAUAGUGAAACAGGUGUGGACGACAAAACAGGAAACGAAAGCAGUAACGUGCAACAACUCUACGGUGCAGACUACGUGCACUUCUCUCAUUCGGUCCUUGCUCACUCUUUGCCUGAUGGUGCUGUGGGGAAGGUGGCUGUCUUCUGUGCAGUCAGUUUGUUGGAAUGUGGACAUUUUGCAAGGACAAGAAGCAAUGGCUGAAGAGGACCAAGAACCUUUCCUAGGAAAGUGGAAUAUGUCUUGGAAUGGAAGGGGAACGCUGUGGAAUUCCACAGCUUCACCAGGAACAAUAGGUUGGAAACAGAUGAAUUACUGCUUUAACUUCCUUGAUGCUAUCUAAUAACAGCUUGUGCUGAGUUGAAAUGUACCCUUCAAGUAAUAGUACACUCUUGAAGCUAUUCAGGCAGAAAGUGUAGAUGGUUAAGUGUAGAGUUAUUGUAGGCUAUUCAUAAUUUUAUAUGAUUUCUCUUUAUUUAAUGAGCUGAAAAUACAAGUUGUUCUUAGCAGCAGUUGUGGAGAAAGCUCUAAUGGGGAAGCUGAAAGAAACUUGUCAUUUUGUGAUUUGCGGAUAACAUGAUCCAGAUGCAUCUGUGAGGAAGUGUGUGUCAUGUUUUUGCCACACCCCUCUAUGUCCCUGCGCAGACCUUGUGACUGUGUUGCUGUGGCAAUUGGGCAGGGAAUUUAUUAGAGUGCUUGAACAAUCUUAAGUGUCUGUCGCUAUGGCAUUCUUUAUUUACUCUUUGUGACUAAUGACAGGAAAAGCAAACAUCUGUAUUGCCAUGAAGACAUUUUCCAGAUUUUUAGAGCUUUACACCGCAUCUUGUACCAAAACUGUAUGACUUUGUUCUAUGAAUAGGAAAUAUAAUGAAACUGAAUGUGGAUUAAAGCGUUCAAACUCCAAAAAUAACAAAAAAGCACCAUAACAAUAGCCCAUGUGACUUGGAAUGCGAGCGGUUGAGCCAUACGUGCCAUUAUUUGAGUGGACGCGAAUGUGAAUGAGAUUUAGGAGGGGUGGAGGGCAUGCUUUUAAAUAAAACUGGGAUGGUUUUAAACCAAACUGCAUGACUUUAGACUUGAGGUGCAUCUCUGUUCACUAUUAUGUGUGUUUUUGUAGUAUACUUAGUCCAAGAAUUGUGCUUAAACUAAUAAUAAUUUAAACAGAUACCUUGAUAAUGUACCUAUUUAAAGGUAACCCCAAUUUUUUCGAUGAUGUGAAAUGUUUGCACUCGUUGAGCUACUGGCGCUACCUCUUGCUAUUGUUAACACAACUUGUAAAAUAAAAUACUGAUACGAUGACCACAGAUACUGAAAGAGCUCACAGGUGGUGAGGCAUAUAAGUGUAGGCUUAAGGCCAGGUCACACCAAGCCGACUUCAAAGAACUAGCGGCGAUGGUGUUGUCCCCUCCUGUCGGUAGCUUCUGGACAAAAAGCUACACUUGAACACACCGCACAGACUGCAGCCAACUGCAAACUAACGUGCACUCUGCGCCUGAGAAUAUAUAUCAGUUUUUAAUAGUAUAUUCGUCAUUCAACUUACCACUUACCAUUUUGAAUAUCAGUUAUGUUGAUAACUUUCUUCAUUUAAAGUGGCUCAUGUUUUUAUGAUAAUAUUCCCAUAUUGGAAUGCUUGGGCAAGAUCACGUAACAUUAGAACAGUCUUCUGUUUGUGCCGCCUUCAUUUACUUACGCAUUUUCAUCACUUUUGUUUCAUCACUUUUGUUUUAAUUCUCCGGCACUUACUUGUUCGUGAAACUAGGCUUCCAAUCAGAGUUCUCGCUUUCCCUGACAACCCCAAUGGUCCCGACACCAAUUCAACAUGUUUAAUCGGGCAAACUCCCACCGACGUGUGGAACACGCCAAACAAACUCGCCCGACGAGAGCAGACGGCCUACUUUCGGCUUGGUGUGUCCCGGCCUUUAAACCAAAUGGCACACCAUUAAUAUUAUUUAUUUAUUUUCCCACACAGAGUCUAAACGCCCCUGAAUAUCAAGUGAAAUCCACGCCGAGAAACUCCUGUAGUGUCUGUAGCGUCAUAACAAGUGUCGAAAUGUUUACAUCCUGCCAGUAUGGCAUUUAGCAUUUCUUGUCUCUGCCGUUUGAAAGCUCUUUCAGUAGCUGUGGUCUACUAAAAGCCUUAAAGGUAUCAGGGCUAAAAUGGAGAGAACAAAGGCAUGGGUGUUUAGGAAGUUAUAUUCAUCCACAAGCAUCUUCCCAUUCUUCUCUCCUUCUCUUAUCGAUAGCAAAGCAGUGAAGUCAUCGCUUUCUAUUGUUGCCCUUUAACUGAAAAUUACAACCAAAAGCCGCACAUUGCGUCAGUAUUUUAUUUCUGAGUUGUUUUGCUGCUAAAAAUUGCAUUUUUUUUUAUUCUAUUUUUUUAAAUUAGAUUUCAUAUGCAUUCUGCUAUUUCUCAAAGUUAUUGUUUUAGUUAUCUGAUGUUUAAGUAAUGGUUUCUGUUUGCCUUUUCUCUUUCUGGAGACCUAGAGUGAUAAUUUUCAGUGACUGGGAUUGUCAUCCCUAGUCAUCUGGCAUAGUUUUAUGAUGCUUUUUAGUAGAAUGACAAGAACAUUCUGCAAAACUUUGUCUUUUACUGGAUAAAAGAAAGUUAUACAGAUUUGGAAUGACAUGACAUUGAAUAAACAAUGAGCGAGUUUUCAUUUUUAGUUGAACCAUCCUUUUCGUUUUCAGUGUUUUGAACAUGUGCAUGUUUCCACUGUAUUGCGUCGCUCUGUCACUUUAGCUGUCUGGAGCACGGUUGCAAAGUCACUCAAUAAUUUAGCUGCUAGACUGUCCCACUGACGCUUCUUGUUUCUCUCCAGUUCUUUUUUUUUUAAGAAGCUGAACUGAGUACGACUUUUAAACUGCAUUUUCUGCAGCUUCAAUAGCUGUCAUUUAAUUUCCACAAACCAAAGCAUGUUGGCUGUUGCCAUGGCCUCAGUGUUUCAAAGGCAGGCUUCCUGUUUUGGUGUUCUGUUCCUUAGCAAGAGCGAGUUUCCUGUUGAGCCAGACAGAGAGAGCGGGAGAGCAGUCCUGGAGUUUGCCGCAGGGGGUCAGCAGACUGUGGGGUAUGAGUCAUGACGUCUGUGGUGCUCGUAGACAGUGGAGGAGCAGUGGUGGAGUAUGUCACAGCAGUGGACGACCAUUUACCGGAGGAGGGUGUGUAUGAGGUUGAGGGAGAAAUAGAGGGAGAGGUGGAAGGAGAGGCGGAGUACCCUGCGGUGAUCGUGGAACCGGUCCCCAGUGCACGAUUGGAGCAGGGCUUCGCUGCUCAGGUGCUGGUGUACGAUGAUGAGACAUACUUGAUGCAGGGAGUUGCUGAGGAGCAGGAGGUGGAGACUGAAGUGCUGGAGACCGUGGAAGCAUCAGUUCAUGGCUCUGUGCAAUGCUCUGAUAAAACCAUUGAGGCUGCUGAAGCUCUUCUGCACAUGGACUCUCCCUCCAGCUUGCGUGGAGACCGAAGCCCAGAGGUAUUUGUGCCUCCAUGUGUCAACACUUCAGAAUUUUUGCAUGCUGCCAUGCGACCUGAUGUGCUGACAGAGACAGUGGUGGAGGUCAGCACAGAGGAUUCAGAGCCCAUGGAGGUGGUUACGGUUCUUCAGGAGCCUGAGAUGCUGGAGACAGAACCCACCAAAAGAAGAAAAUCUGGGCGGAAACCUAAACCUCAUCACAUUUCAAACGGUUCUCCAGACCUGGGCAUCAAGAAGAAGUCUAGAGAAGGGAAAGGAAGUACAUACCUGUGGGAGUUCCUGUUGGACUUGCUGCAGGAUAAGAACACCUGUCCCAGAUACAUUAAGUGGACACAGAGGGAGAAAGGCAUCUUCAAACUGGUGGACUCUAAAGCUGUGUCAAAGCUCUGGGGCAAACACAAGAACAAACCAGACAUGAACUACGAAACCAUGGGCAGGGCGCUCAGGUAUUACUAUCAGAGAGGCAUCUUGGCUAAAGUUGAAGGUCAGAGGUUGGUAUAUCAGUUUAAGGAAAUGCCUAAAGACAUUGUCGUUAUCGAUGACGAUAAGUGCGACCCUGGCGAUGACGUAAUCGGAGAGAAGACCUACGAGCGUGUUCCUCCCUCAUCUGACACUCUAUUGGCAACUGACCUCUCCAAAACCCCUGCCAUCUUGAGAGGGGGCGGUAGGACUGUGGUCCAUCCAGGCUCCCCAAAAGCUAAAGCUGCGCUCACUGCAACUCCUGUUCAGCGCAUUGUAACCGUCUCUGCGUCAACGGAUCCAUCACAGCCGUCCCAUGCCACCAUUAUCCCAAAUGCCAAUGCACCCAGGACUGUGCGGGUUGCGAUGCAAGUGCCGGUCGUCAUGACUAACUCCUUGGGACAGAAGAUCUCCACUGUGGCCGUGCAGUCAGCGAACCCUUCGCUCCUCACUACAGCGCCUACCAACACCGGCUCAGGGGCUGGUGCGAACGCACCCAAAGUCCUAAUCCAGACCAUGCCAACGAUGGUUCCCGCCACAGCCGAGAACGGCGACAAGAUCACAGUCCAGCUCGCCAAGAUAAUCACCAUCCCCGCUACCCAGCUCACGCAGUGCCAGCUACAGGCCAAACCGGGCACCCCAACGGGCAUCAAUCUGAUGGGCACACCCCUCGCCGUCCGAGCCCUCACGCCCGUGUCUGUGGCGCCGGGGACGCAGGUGGUCAGGUUGGCCGUUCCGGCCCAGCAGAGUCCUGCUCAAGCGAAGACGCAGGUCCCUGUUUCAAUCCAGACGCAAACUCAAAUCCCAAUCUCCGUUCAGACGGCAUCUACUCCAGUUCAAAUCCAGAUUCAACAGAGCCAGCUUUCUCCAAAAGCAAAAAUCGUUCAAACCUCAGAGUCCAAACCUGAUAGCACUUCGGCAGAACAGCCUGAGCAGGACAAUCCCACACAGGUAGCAGCAGCAGUGGUGCUGGUAGAGGAAGGUUCAAAUCCACAGUCUGAAGCAGAGAGCUGAAAAGUGAUGCCUUUUUGUCAGUCAUGAACAAUGAACUUAUAUUUCCCAGAUACUUUUCAGUCACAUUCUGGGAGUACAAACUGGAGAUUUGUUGACUUGUACAGUUUCAGAGUUCAAGUGUGGUAUCAUUUUAUAUGUCAAAAAGGAAAAAAAAUCAGGCAAACACCAACUCACAUCAUGUGGAUUAAAUCUGGAUGUCCAUCAUUUCAAUUAUGUGGUUUAAGGGACCAAUGUAAAGAACACUACAGUUUUCCGUAUUAUUAUUAUUAUUAUUUUUUUUUUUAAAUCUAACUUUGACACUAAUAACAACUAAGCAGAACACUAAGGAGUGAGUAGUUGAAGUAGUCAAGUAUGUGAACUUUUGAGGGAGGAUAAAUUCAACUUUUUAUAACUUGUAUAACGAGUUUUUUUUCUUUAACAUUUAAAUUGCAAGGAAAAACCAGCAGUUUCUUUUGACGAUCACUGUGAGCGCACGCUUCUGCCCGUGUUUCACAGGAACGUGUCGAUUCUUCUCCCUCCUCCUCUACUAAGGGAAGAAAUGGACUUUGUAUAUAUGAAUUAUACAGUUUACUGAAUUUAUAAACAAUGCAGCCUUAGAACAGUUUUGUUUUUGUUGUUAUUCUUUUAAGUCAAGCUUAUUAAGCUUUUGUGUUAAGCUCAUGUUUUGUUGUUUUUUGUCCCUCACACGUUGUACCAAGCACAGUAUUAUUGGCAAACAAACGGCAAAACAUUUUUGCAUUCAUGUCUCAAUCUUCCAGAUAAAAAAAAAACAGUAAUGUUUAGGUGUAAGUAAAGCCGGAUCCAAAUCCUUGAACGAUGCUAGUUUUUCAACACUGAAAUGGAUGAAUUCAAAAAAGGUCAAUGAGCAGCAUGCAUCCUCACUUCAAAUACAAUUGUUGCGCAUUUUUCUUUUGCUUUUUAUUAGUCCUUAAAGAGGGAGAACAACAUGUUUGUGUUCAGAAUAAUCUAGUUUGUAUAUUCAACAUUUGAAGUAUAUUCUAUUUUGUUGUACUCUUGUUUCAAAGUGUACUCAAGUAGAUUUUACUCAAAUACAAAAAAAUAUUCCUGAA
Molecule: messenger RNA, 9676 nt
Organism: Labeo rohita (rohu)
Lineage: Eukaryota; Metazoa; Chordata; Actinopteri; Cypriniformes; Cyprinidae
Gene: elf2b
Product: E74-like factor 2b (ets domain transcription factor)
Exons: 9
Coding region: 6741-8606 (621 amino acids)
Biological process (GO): cell differentiation; regulation of transcription by RNA polymerase II
Cellular component (GO): nucleus
Molecular function (GO): sequence-specific DNA binding; DNA-binding transcription factor activity, RNA polymerase II-specific
Source: RefSeq, a predicted model, not a curated record